Messenger RNA from Ostrea edulis (European flat oyster), 1398 nucleotides. RefSeq lists its product as uncharacterized. The transcript is spliced from 3 exons. The record is from RefSeq and is a predicted model, not a curated record. Lineage: Eukaryota; Metazoa; Mollusca; Bivalvia; Ostreida; Ostreidae. The coding region runs from base 38 to 685 and encodes 215 amino acids.
AUAAUUAUAUAUAUAUAUCAUUAUACUUUAGACAGAAAUGAAUACCGACAGGAAAAAACAGAUCCGAUUUAAACCUGAGGAUGAUCUACGGCUUUUAAGGGAAGUUGUCGGGAGUAAUCCCCUGAGAAACAAAAACAAAUGGGCUGAAAUAGCUGAAACUCUAUCAACAUCGACUUUUAUUCUGGACAGUAGACGAGUGAGAGAACGUACAAAUCUCCUCAUUGAACAACAUAAACGAGAAACUAGGGAACAUCUUAAAAGAUCUGGUGUCGAUGAAGAUGUUUCGGAAAAAACAAACCUGCUGGACGAUGUCAUAGAAUUGAAAAAUGAAGAGGAGAGAGAGAAGAAAGAAGAAAAAGAAAAGAAGGACAGAUCAGAAAAUUUAGGGAAAGAAAUCAGGAAAAGGGCACUUGAAUGCCUUACACCAAAGAAAAAUGACGAAUGCGAUUUGCCAGUACUCAAGAAGAAGAAUUCGCAGACGUAUCUUGUGGACUAUUUAAAAGAAAAAUCAGAAAAUGAGAUAUCUAUGAGAAAAUCAGAAAUGGAAGUAAGAAAAGAAGAAUUAAAGUUGGAGAAGGCAAAGUUUGAAAUGGAGCGAGAGGAACGGAUGCAGAGAAUGGAAAUAGAAAAGCAAGAGAAACUUGCUUUCAUUGAUUUACUUAAAAAAUUAACGAAAGAUAACUAAUCAUAAAGACUGUUCAGAAGUGUAAAAUUUUAUUCCAGAUAUUUGUUUAAUUUAUCUGAAUAAACUAAACGAUUAAAGUCAGUCUUGUUCAUAUAUGUGUCCACGUUACAACACACAUUCUAUACAUUUGAACACAUUUAGGCCAGAUAUUCCUGUAGUGAUGGGGGAGACAUAUCAAAGAAAGCGCCAGUUUCGCUCCCGUACAAAAUAGUGUGACAAUUAGUAAGGAUUGAAGCUACCCUAUAGUACUUUCCAACAGGUUGUAGAUAGAGCUUUUGAUUUUUCUUGUAAUCUAAAAAAGAAAAGAGAGUUAAGAUUUUGCCAAAAGUCCAUUCCACGCAGACUCUCACUGCGGACAUCCUUUUGUUAAAUCGCAGUUGAUUUGCAGUAAUUACACCUCCUCGAAAUGGGGGAAUUAUGUCAGGCGAUAACGGGUACGCAGGGUCGCCGUAGACAGAAUAUACAUCAUCGUUUGGUUUUGUCAUAUGUUGAUACAUCUGGUAUUCAACGUUGCUUUCCCUUAACAUACCGUCAUCAUGACGACGGCCUUCAACCGGGCCAAAUAGAUGCGCAAUCAUACCAUCAGGUGUCGUUAUGCACUGAAAUUUUAAACCGUGUACUCUUUUGUGACCAUUAAACACCACCUGCUGAUGAGACUGAGGUCUGCAUAUCGGUCUGACAGUUCCGUCAAUGAACCCCCAGCAAUUGGACAG